UAUUAUUCGACACACGCUUCGAAGUUUCGGCACAUCUAACAUCACUACAUGAAACUAUGGGAUCUGUGCCGAAGAACACUAACUAGGAGGACUGGAAGUCAAAGGGACUGUGUUUUGGUGAGUCUUGUUAUUGAAAAGAAAUCUGGAAAUCAGUGGAAAUGGCUGAGAAACUUACUCUUUUUGAAAAUUACCUGAGUCGCCACGUGUGUUCAGGGACUUUCAGAGAUCCUGUAUCUCUGAGCUGCAACCACAGUUUCUGUUCAAGCUGCCUGCAGAAAUUCUGGGAAGAAACUAAAAACAAAAACUGUCCAAUUUGUAAAAGGAAAUCCUCUAAAGCUGAUCCAUCCAUCAACUUCUCUCUCAAAGAACUGGCUGACUCCUUUGCUAAGAGGCAGAGUAACAGUUCAGCUGAGAUGAAAAGAGAAAAGCAGAAAGGGAAGGAGGAGGUUUUAUGUGAGAAACAUCCAGAAGUUCCUUCUUGGUUCUGUGAGGACGAGCAGAGAUCUCUAUGUCCUGUCUGUGAGUUUUCUGUCCACCAGAAUCACAAAGUGGUUCCUAUAGAACAAGCAGUCAGUGACCUGAAGGACCAGCUGAAAUGUGACUUAAAGUCUCUGCAGGACAAGACGGACAAAUACAAACAAGUGGAGAAAAAAUACAGUGAAAUGAGAGAACACACCAAGAAGCAGCUGUUGUCCACAGAGAGGCAGAUCAGAGCAGAGUUCUACAAGCUCCAGCAGUUCCUGAAAGAGGAAGAGGAGUCCAGACUGGCAGCUCUGAGGGAGGAAGAGGAGCACAAGGGGAAGACUAUCAGCAGAGAGAUGAAGAGGAUUCAGGAGCAGAUCUCCUCUCUGUCAGACAGCAUCUGUGCUGUUGAAGAAGAGCUGCAGAAACACAAGGUGGCGUUCCUCAGCACUUAUAAAGACACUCAGACCAGAGCCAGAGCCCAGAGCUCACUGUCAGAUCCACAGCUGCUCUCAGGAGCACUGAUAGAUGUGGCCAAACACCUGGGCAACCUGUCCUUCAGAGUCUGGGAGAAGAUGAAGGAGAAGGUCCACUUCAGUCCUGUCAUUCUGGACCCAAACACUGCAUUCCCCUGUCUCUAUCUGUCUGAUGAUCUGACCAGUGUGAGAGAUGGAGACACAGAGCAGCAGCUUCCUGAUAAUCCAGAGAGAAACACUAAGUAUGCAGCUGUUCUGGGCUCUGAGGGCUUCAGUUCAGGGAAACACAGCUGGGAGGUGGAGGUGGGAGAUCAUCCUGAGUGGAUUGUAGGUUUGGCUAAAGAAUCAGCUGACAAGAAUGAAGAGUCAACAUCACCAGAAUAUGGAUUCUGGUGUUUACUGUAUGGUGAUGGAGAAUGCAUGAAUGGUGUUGGUCAGACUGUCAGAGUGAAGAAGAGUCUCCAGAGGAUCAGAGUCCAGCUGGACUAUAACAGGGGGGAGGUGUCCUUCUACCACCCUGAAGACAUGACUCACAUCUACACUCACAGACACACUUUCACUGACAAACUCUUCCCAUAUUUAUAUAUUGGAGAGUCUGGUGAUGCCAAAACUACUGAUAUCAAAAUCUGUCACUCUGAGAUUUCAUUGUCAUAUUCUGGGAUGUGAUCAGUUUUAUUUUGUGAUAUUUAGUAAAUUCCAGUUUCUUCUUUGAAUUUCAGAAAACAUAGAAAUCCUGGUGAAAUAUUAAAAUCUGAUUUUAGUGCUCUGGGUAAAUGACACAAAGGGAGACGUGACUUUUUUGUUUUAAAAUCUACAAUCUAACCCAAAAUCACAGAACAGGAGGAUGAAGCAGUUUAUUUAAUUUUCCAAAAGCAAGACAACUUUAAGUCUGAACAUGUUUUCAACUAGAACUAGUCUUUAAUAUUCAACAAUAUAAUCAGAAAAACGUCUCAUCUCACUUUGUGUUGCUUGUUUAUCACAUUUGGAAUUUACUUUUGGUGAUUUCCAAAUUCAUAAAGUUGUUUCGUUGUUUAAUUUUUAUAAAGUGUUUUUAAUAGAACAUCAUGAUUUAAUGUGCAUAAUGAAUCAAACUGUGGAUGUUGACUAAUAAUUCUCCUGUUAUUUGUUCAUCAUGAAUGUAAAUGAUCUGGCUGCUAAAUGUCUUUGAUUUGUGAAUGUUUAUUUCAGUGUUUAUACAGCAACAUUUAUUUCAUAAUUCUUACCAUUUAUUAAGUUGGAGCUGCUGUUUGUUUCAGUGUGUUUCUAUAAACUCUCACUUUAUAUGUCAGAUGUGAAACAACACAUCAGUUCAUUCAGGAUUUACAUUUGUUAGCUGUGGAUUUUCUUUCAGCUGCUUUCAAAAACUCUACUUUUGUUUGUCCUGAUGAGCAAAUGUUCAGAUAUGUAAAUGUGAGAAACAUGAGUUGACUGAUGACCUGGGUUAUUUCUGUCAAUAAAAGAUGUCAAAGCCUC
Amphiprion ocellaris (clown anemonefish) is the source of this 2411-nucleotide messenger RNA. Its product is annotated as zinc-binding protein A33-like. The record is from RefSeq and is a predicted model, not a curated record. The coding region runs from base 159 to 1604 and encodes 481 amino acids. NCBI's taxonomy places the organism in Eukaryota, Metazoa, Chordata, Actinopteri, Pomacentridae. Gene Ontology annotation, molecular function: zinc ion binding; protein binding. The transcript has a single exon.